CAGUGCACGCCGGGAGUUGUAGUUUGCGUGAGGCGAUUGGCUGCCCCGGACCAAGCUCCGGCUUCAGCUGGAUGGCGGCUGCGACGCAUUGCUGCUGGCUCUGGGGCUGGUUCGUCGGGCUUCUAGGGUUUGUCUCGGGGACAGCCGCUGCCUGGGACCUGGCUUCGCUGCCCUGCAACUUCGGCGACUUCUGCGAGUGCGACUUCCAGCCUGACUUCCCGGGUCUGGAGUGUGAUCUGGCCCAACACCUGGCUGGCCAGCACCUAGCCAAGGCGUUGGUGUUGAGGGCGCUGAAGGCCUUUGUGCAUGACCCGGCACCCACCAAGCCUCUGGUCCUCUCCCUGCAUGGCUGGACAGGCACUGGCAAGUCCUAUGUCAGCUCCCUGCUGGCGCACUACCUCUUCCGGGGUGGCCUCCGCAGUCCCCACGUGCACCACUUUUCCCCCAUCAUCCACUUCCCCCACCCCAGCCACAUCGAGCGCUACAAGAAGGAUCUUAAGAGCUGGGUCCAGGGGAAUCUCACUGCCUGCGGUCGCUCUCUUUUCCUCUUUGAUGAGAUGGACAAGCUGCCCCCAGGCCUGAUGGAAGUCCUGCGACCUUUCCUGGGCUCUUCCUGGGUCGUGUAUGGGACCAACUAUCGCAAAGCUAUCUUCAUCUUCAUUAGCAACACUGGUGGCGAGCAGAUCAACCAGGUGGUGCUGGAGGCGUGGCGCAGCCGCCGGGACCGUGAGGAAAUUCGCCUGCAGGAGCUGGAGCCAAUCAUCUCCCGGGCUGUGCUGGACAACCCACACCAUGGCUUCUGGCGUUCAGGCAUCGUGGAGGAGUGCCUCCUGGAUGCUGUGGUGCCCUUCCUCCCACUCCAGCGGCACCACGUACGGCACUGCGUUCUCAAUGAGCUGGCCCAGCUGGGCGUGGAGCCAAGGGAUGAGAUCGUGGAGUCGGUGCUGGACAGCACCACCUUCUUCCCUGAGGACGAACAACUCUUCUCCUCCAACGGCUGCAAGACCGUGGCCUCCCGAAUCACCUUCUUCCUCUGA
Orycteropus afer afer is the source of this 1037-nucleotide messenger RNA. It is a transcript of the gene TOR2A, whose product is annotated as torsin family 2 member A. Lineage: Eukaryota; Metazoa; Chordata; Mammalia; Tubulidentata; Orycteropodidae. The record is from RefSeq and is a predicted model, not a curated record. Gene Ontology annotation, cellular component: endoplasmic reticulum lumen; nuclear envelope; endoplasmic reticulum. Gene Ontology annotation, molecular function: ATP hydrolysis activity; ATP binding.